UUUCGUAAUUUCUUGUGCGACGAAAGUCCAUUUUAUUUGAAUAUGAAGGCUACAAAUAACGGAUUCUGCCUGAGGCUAUUCUCCAACGAUGAUUGAGUCCAUUUAGUACCGAUUUGGGCGGAUUUAUUCCGGGUCAAUUUAUGGCCGAUUCCAAAGGGGUACCAUCACAGAUUUCGGGCGAUUUAUCUGAAAUGCCAUUUUCUUUCGAUUCUGGAAGCUACAGAUCCCGGAAUCAGGUCGAGGCUAUUAUCCACCGAUUAUGAAGUCUAUUGAUCCUAUUCUCCACGGAUGAUAAGUCCGUUAAGCAUCGAAUUGGGCCAAUUUAUUUUUGGAUGACAUUUUCGUAAUUUCUUGUGCGUCGAAACUCUAUUUUCUUUGAAUAUUGAAGGCUACAGAUCAUGGAUUCAGCCUGUGGCUAUUCUCCAACGAUGAUUGAGUCCAUCAAGCACCGAUUUGGGCGAAUUUGUUCCGUGUCAAUUUAUGGCAGAUUCCAAAGGGGGUACCAUCACAGAUUUCUGGCGAUUUAUCCGAAAUGCCAUUUUCUUUCGAUUCUGGAAGCAACAGAUCCCGGAAUCAGGUCGAGGCUAUUAUCCACCGAUAAUGAAGUCUAUUGAUCCUAUUCUCCACAGAUGAUAAGUCCGUUCAGCAUCGAUUUUGGCCUAUUUAUUUUCGAAUGGCAUUUUCGUAAUUUCUUGGGCGACGAAAGUCCAUUUUCUUUGUAUAUUGAAGGCUACAGAUCACGGAUACGGCCUGUGGCUAUUCUCCAACGAUGAUUGAGUCCAUUUAGCACCGAUUUGGACAGAUUUAUUUCGGGUCAAUUUUUGGCAGAUUCCUGAGAGGUAUCAUCACAUAUUUUGGCGAUUUAUCCGAAAUGCCAUUUUCUUUUGAUUCUGGAGGGUACAGAUCACGGAAUCAGGCCGAGGCUAUUAUCCACCGAUAAUGAAGUCUAUUGAUCCUAUUCUCCACGGAUGAUAAUUCCGUUAAGCUUCGAUUCGGGCCAAUUAAUUUUCGGAUGGCACUUUCGUAAUUUCUUGGGCGACGAAAGUCCAUUUUCUUUGAAUAUUGAAGGCUACAGAUCACGGGUUCGGCCUGAGGCUAUUCUCCAACGAUGAUUGAGUCCAUUAAGCACCGAUUUGGUUGGAUUUAUUCCGGGUCAAUUUUUGGCAGAUUCCAAAGGGGUACCAUCAAAUAUUUCGGUUUAUUUAUCCCAAAUGCCAUUUUCAUUCAAUUCUGUAGGCUACAGAUCACAGAAUCAGGACGAGGCUAUUAUCCACCGAUAAUGAAGUCUAUUGAUCCUAUUCUCCACGGAUGAUAAGCCCGUUAAUCAUCGAUUUGGGCCAAUUUAUUUUCGGAUGGCAUUUUCGUAAUUUCUUGGGCGACGAAAGUCCAUUUUCUUUGAAUAUGAAGGCUACAGAUCACGGAUUCUGCCUGAGGCUAUUCUCCAACGAUGAUUGAGUCCAUUAAGCACCAAUUUGGGCGGAUUUAUUCCGGAUCAAUUUUUGGCAGAUUCAAAAGGGGUACCAUCACAGAUUUCGGCCGAUUUAUCCGAAAUGCCAUUUUCUUUCGAUUCUGGAGGCUACUAAUCACAGAUCUGUGCGAGGCUAUUAUCCAGCAAUAAUGAAGUCUAUUGAUCCUAUUCUCCACGGAUGAUAAGUCCGUUAAACAUCGAAUUGGGCCAAUUUAUUUUUGGAUGACAUUUUCGUAAUUUCUUGGGCGACGAAACUCUAUUUUCUUUGAAUAUUGAAGGCUACAGAUCAUGGAUUCGGCCUGUGGCUAUUCUCCAACGAUGAUUGAGUCCAUCAAGCACCGAUUUGGGAGAAUUUGUUCCGUGUCAAUUUAUGGCAGAUUCCAAAGGGGGUACCAUCACAGAUUUCGGGCGAUUUAUCCGAAAUGCCAUUUUCUUUCGAUUCUGGAAGCAACAGAUCCCGGAAUCAGGUCGAGGCUAUUAUCCACCGAUAAUGAAGUCUAUUGAUCCUAUUCUCCACAGAUGAUAAGUCCGUUCAGCAUCGAUUUUGGCCUAUUUAUUUUUGAAUGGCAUUUUCGUAAUUUCUUGGGCGACGAAAGUCCAUUUUCUUUGUAUAUUGAAGGCUACAGAUCACGGAUACGGCCUGUGGCUAUUCUCCAACGAUGAUUGAGUCCAUUUAGCACCGAUUUGGACAGAUUUAUUUCGGGUCAAUUUUUGGCAGAUUCCUGAGAGGUAUCAUCACAUAUUUUGGCGAUUUAUCCGAAAUGCCAUUUUCUUUUGAUUCUGGAGGGUACAGAUCACGGAAUCAGGCCGAGGCUAUUAUCCACCGAUAAUGAAGUCUAUUGAUCCUAUUCUCCACGGAUGAUAAUUCCGUUAAGCUUCGAUUCGGGCCAAUUAAUUUUCGGAUGGCACUUUCGUAAUUUCUUGGGCGACGAAAGUCCAUUUUCUUUGAAUAUUGAAGGCUACAGAUCACGGGUUCGGCCUGAGGCUAUUCUCCAACGAUGAUUGAGUCCAUUAAGCACCGAUUUGGUUGGAUUUUUUCCGGGUCAAUUUUUGGCAGAUUCCAAAGGGGUACCAUCAAAUAUUUCGGUUUAUUUAUCCCAAAUGCAAUUUUCUUUCAAUUCUGUAGGCUACAGAUCACAGAAUCAGGACGAGGCUAUUAUCCACCGAUAAUGAAGUCUAUUGAUCCUAUUCUCCACGGAUGAUAAGCCCGUUAAUCAUCGAUUUGGGCCAAUUUAUUUUCGGAUGGCAUUUUCGUAAUUUCUUGGGCGACGAAAGUCCAUUUUCUUUGAAUAUGAAGGCUACAGAUCACGGAUUCUGCCUGAGGCUAUUCUCCAACGAUGAUUGAGUCCAUUAAGCACCGAUUUGGGCGGAUUUAUUCCGGAUCAAUUUUUGGCAGAUUCAAAAGGGGUACUAUCACAGAUUUCGGCCGAUUUAUCCGAAAUGCCAUUUUCUUUCGAUUCUGGAGGCUACUAAUCACAGAUCUGUGCGAGGCUAUUAUCCAGCGAUAAUGAAGUCUAUUGAUCCUAUUCUCCACGGAUGAUAAGUCCGUUAAACAUCGAAUUGGGCCAAUUUAUUUUUGGAUGACAUUUUCGUAAUUUCUUGGGCGACGAAACUCUAUUUUCUUUGAAUAUUGAAGGCUACAGAUCAUGGAUUCGGCCUGUGGCUAUUCUCCAACGAUGAUUGAGUCCAUCAAGAACCGAUUUGGGCGAAUUUGUUCCGUGUCAAUUUAUGGCAGAUUUCAAAGGGGGUACCAUCACAGAUUUCGGGCGAUUUAUCCGAAAUGCCAUUUUCUUUCGAUUCUGGAAGCAACAGAUCCCGGAAUCAGGUCGAGGCUAUUAUCCACCGAUAAUGAAGUCUAUUGAUCCUAUUCUCCACAGAUGAUAAGUCCGUUCAGCAUCGAUUUUGGCCUAUUUAUUUUCGAAUGGCAUUUUCGUAAUUUCUUGGGUGACGAAAGUCCAUUUUCUUUGUAUAUUGAAGGCUACAGAUCACGGAUACGGCCUGUGGCUAUUCUCCAACGAUGAUUGAGUCCAUUUAGCACCGAUUUGUACAGAUUUAUUUCGGGUCAAUUUUUGGCAGAUUCCUGAGAGGUAUCAUCACAUAUUUUGGCGAUUUAUCCGAAAUGCCAUUUUCUUUUGAUUCUGGAGGGUACAGAUCACGGAAUCAGGCCGAGGCUAUUAUCCACCGAUAAUGAAGUCUAUUGAUCCUAUUCUCCACGGAUGAUAAUUCCGUUAAGCUUCGAUUCGGGCCAAUUAAUUUUCGGAUGGCACUUUCGUAAUUUCUUGGGCGACGAAAGUCCAUUUUCUUUGAAUAUUGAAGGCUACAGAUCACGGGUUCGGCCUGAGGCUAUUCUCCAACGAUGAUUGAGUCCAUUAAGCACCGAUUUGGUUGGAUUUAUUCCGGGUCAAUUUUUGGCAGAUUCCAAAGGGGUACCAUCAAAUAUUUCGGUUUAUUUAUCCCAAAUGCCAUUUUCUUUCAAUUCUGUAGGCUACAGAUCACAGAAUCAGGACGAGGCUAUUAUCCACCGAUAAUGAAGUCUAUUGAUCCUAUUCUCCACGGAUGAUAAGCCCGUUAAUCAUCGAUUUGGGCUAAUUUAUUUUCGGAUGGCAUUUUCGUAAUUUCUUGGGCGACGAAAGUCCAUUUUCUUUGAAUAUGAAGGCUACAGAUCACGGAUUCUGCCUGAGGCUAUUCUCCAACGAUGAUUGAGUCCAUUAAGCACCGAUUUGGGCGGAUUUAUUCCGGAUCAAUUUUUGGCAGAUUCAAAAGGGGUACCAUCACAGAUUUCGGCCGAUUUAUCCGAAAUGCCAUUUUCUUUCGAUUCUGGAGGCUACUAAUCACAGAUCUGUGCGAGGCUAUUAUCCAGCGAUAAUGAAGUCUAUUGAUCCUACUCUCCACGGAUGAUAAGUCCGUUAAGCAUCGAUUUGUGGCAAUUUAUUUUCGGAUGACAUUUUCGUAAUUUCUUGGGCGACGAAAGUCCAUUUUCUUUGAAUAUUGAAGGCAACAGAUCACGGAUUCGGCCUGUGGCUAUUAUCCAACGAUGAUUGAGUCCAUUAAGCACCUAUUUGGGCGGAUUAAUUCCUGGUUAAUUUUUGGCAGAUUCCAAAGGGGUACCAUCUCAGAUUUCGGGCGAUUUAUCCGAAAUGCCAUUUUCUCUCGAUUCUGGAGGCUACUGAUCAUGGAAUCAGUCCGAGGCUAUUAUCCACCGAUAAUGAAGUCUAUUGAUCCUAUUCUCCACGGAUGAUAAGUCCGUUAAGCAUCGAUUUGUGCCAAUUUAUUUUCGGAUGACAUUUUCGUAAUUUCUUGGGCGACGAAAGUCCAUUUUCUUUGAAUAUUGAAGGCUAUAGAUCACAGAUUCGGCCUGUGGCUAUUCUCCAACGAUGAUUGAGUCCAUUAAGCAACGAUUUGGUUGGAUUUAUUCCGGGUCAAUUUUUCGCAGAUUUCAAAGGGGUACCAUCAAAUAUUUCGGUUUAUUUAUCCGAAAUGCCAUUUUCUUUCGAUUCUGGUGGCUACAGAUCACGGAAUCAGGCCGAGGCUAUUAUCCACAGAUAAUGAAGUCUAUUGAUCCUA
Messenger RNA from Linum trigynum, 5032 nucleotides. Lineage: Eukaryota; Viridiplantae; Streptophyta; Magnoliopsida; Malpighiales; Linaceae. The record is from the annotation of a GenBank genome assembly.